AUGCGGACAGCUUCCCGAAGCUCCUUUGCUAAGUCACAGCUCCUGUGCUCAGUGAGGAGAGAUGUGCCCGUCCCUGCUGCCUGCCACGUCUGUGCCCUGAUCAGAAGACCCAGUGCACGUCCUCUGAAGCAGGAGAAGCAGGAGCUGGACAAAGAGCCGGCCCAGGAGCCAGGCCGUGAGAAGGGCCUCCAGGUGGGCCCGGAGCAGGAACUGGGCCUCCAGCGCUGGGCUGGGGCUGUGUGGUUCGCUCGUCACCGCUCACCCCUCACCGUGUGCGUUUGUCUCCUAGGUCUCUGUGCAGGUGAGCAGCGGCGAGGCCUGAGCGUGGCCCUGGCGCUGCUCGGGGCCCUGCUGCUGGCGGGGCCGGCGGGGGCGGAGAGGGCCUGCCCCAAGAACUGCCGGUGUGACGGCAAGAUCCUGUACUGUGAGUCCCACGCCUUCGCCGACAUCCCUGAGAACAUCUCCGGGGGCUCCCAGGGCCUGUCUCUGCGUUUCAACAGCAUCCAGAAGCUCAGAGCCAAUCAGUUCGCCGGCCUGAACCAGCUCAUUUGGCUUUACCUGGACCACAACUAUAUUAGCUCGGUGGACGAGGACGCCUUUCAAGGGAUCCGAAGACUCAAAGAGUUGAUCCUGAGCUCCAACAAAAUCACCCACCUGCACAACAAGACCUUCCACCCGGUGCCCAACCUGCGCAACCUGGACCUGUCCUACAACAAGCUGCAGACGCUGCAGUCCGAGCAGUUCAAGGGCCUGCGCAAACUCAUCAUCCUGCACCUGCGCUCCAACUCGCUCAAGACCGUGCCCAUCCGCGUCUUCCAGGACUGCCGCAACCUGGACUUCCUGGACCUGGGCUACAACCGCCUGCGCAGCCUGUCCAGGAACGCCUUCGCCGGCCUCCUGAAGCUCAAGGAGCUGCACCUGGAGCACAACCAGUUCUCCAAGAUCAACUUCGCGCACUUUCCCCGCCUCUUCAACCUCCGCUCCAUCUACCUGCAGUGGAACCGCAUCCGCUCCAUCAGCCAGGGCCUCACGUGGACCUGGGCCUCGCUGCACAACCUCGACCUGUCCGGGAACGACAUCCACGGCAUCGAGCCGGGCACCUUCCGCUGCCUGCCCAACCUGCAGAAGCUCAACCUGGACUCCAACAAGCUGACCAACGUGUCCCAGGCCACGGUGGACGCGUGGAUCUCGCUCGUGUCCAUCACGCUGUCCGGGAACCUGUGGGAGUGUGGCCGCGGCAUCUGCCCGCUCUUCUUCUGGCUGCAGAGCUUCAAGGGCGCCAAGGAGCACAGCAUGAUCUGCGCCGGCCCCAAGCACAUCCAGGGCGAGCGGCUGAGCGACGCCGUGCUCGCCCACCGCAUCUGCGCGCAGGGCCCGGCGCCCACCGCCGACCAGGACUACGAGCACGUCUCCUUCCACAAGAUCGUGGCGGGCAGCGUGGCCCUCUUCCUGUCGGUGGCCAUGAUCCUGCUGGUCAUCUACGUGUCCUGGAGGCGCUACCCGGCCAGCAUGAAGCAGCUGCAGCAGCACGCGCUCCGCCGGCGCCGCCGGAGGAAGGCCCGCGAGGCCGAGCGGCAGCUCAGCUCCCCGCUGCAGGAGUACUACGUGGACUUCAAGGCCUCGCCCGCGGAGCCGCUGGACGUCUCGGUCAACGGCGCGGCGCCCUGCACCUACACCAUCUCCGGCGCCCGGGAAUGCGAGGUAUGA
Molecule: messenger RNA, 1707 nt
Organism: Elephantulus edwardii (Cape elephant shrew)
Lineage: Eukaryota; Metazoa; Chordata; Mammalia; Macroscelidea; Macroscelididae
Product: leucine-rich repeat transmembrane neuronal protein 4-like
Exons: 3
Coding region: 1-1707 (568 amino acids)
Cellular component (GO): plasma membrane
Molecular function (GO): protein binding
Source: RefSeq, a predicted model, not a curated record